Elaeis guineensis (African oil palm) is the source of this 1856-nucleotide messenger RNA. The record is from RefSeq and is a predicted model, not a curated record. NCBI's taxonomy places the organism in Eukaryota, Viridiplantae, Streptophyta, Magnoliopsida, Arecales, Arecaceae.
GGGUCUCCAAGGAAGAAGACGUCAGUUGGAUUUGGAAUCAACGGUUAUGUACCGGAUUUCCGCGAGUUUUUUUUUUCCUGCCAUGAUCCAAGCUCAUCUUCGAGCCCUUUCGUCUCCAGAUCGUCUUCGUUUCCUUCAGUCUUGACUCUUGAGGUGACGAUUUCAGCUGCCGUCACAGAUCACGGAUCGUGUUCCUUUUUUCUCUUUUCUUUUUCCUUUUCCGGAAAGAUUAGGUCAUGAAUGAGCUUCUUGCUAGAUCUGGGCGACGACAGGACAACCCAGAGCCAUGGUAAUUUGGUUCUAGGGUUUGUUCACGAAUUCAAGAAAUCAAUCGGAUUGGAUAAUGAACUACGGUAACCUGCCGGUAUUCCUUGUAGUUUUUGCUUCUUGUGAAAAUGAAUGAAGUACUUGGAAAGGAUGAGGUUGUACUGUAUUUCCUGGUCCGGGUGAGCUAUCAAGUCUUUCAAGAAGUGGAGAAAUUAGGGUGCGUCAUGGAGUUCGCUAGCAUUAGAAUCUCGUAAAUUUGGGAAAGGAAGUGAGAGGGAUGAAGCGGAGGAGUUAUCCGGGUCGAUGGAGCGCGAAGUUUAUCGUGAUGCUUCUGCUGGGCUUCUCUGUCGCGAGCCUGGUGGUGAUGCAGGGGCACUACAGCCUAGUUAUGAAGCCGAGUGCAGAGACAUCACCGCCGCCGGUCCAGAAGCCCAAGAUCGCGUUUCUAUUUAUAGCAAGGAAUCGGCUUCCCUUAGACAUGGUUUGGGAUGCCUUCUUCCAGGGCGAGAAGGAGGGUAGAUUCUCGAUCUAUGUUCAUUCUAGGCCUGGCUUUCUCUUCAAUAAGGCGACGACACAAUCUGCAUAUUUUUACGGCCGCCAGGUCAACAACAGUAUACAGAAACAGGUAGAUUGGGGAGAAGCAAGCAUGAUCCAAGCAGAGCGUAUUUUGCUUAGAAAUGCACUCAAGGAUUCUUUUAAUAAGCGAUUUGUUUUCCUUUCUGAUAGCUGCAUACCCCUAUACAAUUGCAGCUACACAUAUGACUAUAUAAUGUCUACAUCAACUAGCUUUAUAGACAGUUUUGCGGACACAAAAGAGGGUCGUUAUAAUCCAAAAAUGUAUCCAGUUAUUCCAGUACAUAAUUGGAGGAAAGGAUCUCAGUGGGCUGUGUUAAUUAAAAAGCAUGCUCUGAUAAUGGUGAAUGAUGAUACAGUCUUCCCGGAAUUUCAAAAGCAUUGCAGGAGGAGGUCAUUACCAGAAUUUUGGCGGGAUCAUCCUCUUCCUUCAGAUGCGUCCAAGGAACACAACUGCAUACCAGAUGAGCAUUAUCUUCAAACGUUGAUUGCACAAAAUGGUCUUGAAGAGGAAAUCACUCGGAGAACUCUGACACAUACUUCAUGGGAUCUUUCAUCUUCCAAAGAUCGUGAAAGGCGUGGGUGGCAUCCUGUGACGUACAAGCUUUCAGAUACUACUCCCAUGCUUAUUAAAUCUAUAAAGAACAUAGAUAAUGUGUACUAUGAGACGGAAUACAGGAGGGAAUGGUGUAGAAACAAAGAGAAGCCAUCACCAUGUUUCCUCUUUGCAAGGAAAUUCACACGCCCUGCUGUCUACAGGCUUCUUAACAUGUCUGCACUUGUAAAUUGAUUUUAGAGUCCAAUAUCAACAUGCAUGGGUUGCUUCAGGCUUCCGUUCAGGAGGAAAGCUACAGAAGUUGUAAAUGAUAAAUGAUUUCUUCCUCAUGUAUUUGUUUGCAUGGUAGGGGAGAUCUUUUGGAGGUAUCCAUACCCCAAUCAGACAGUGCAAUUGUUGUUUUGAACAUAUGUUACUCCUACAAUAGAUUAUCAAUCCUGAAAGCCAGUUCUCUCUCUCU